Messenger RNA from Glycine soja, 2396 nucleotides. RefSeq lists its product as uncharacterized. The record is from RefSeq and is a predicted model, not a curated record. The transcript is spliced from 9 exons. Bases 55 to 2214 code for a protein of 719 amino acids. Gene Ontology annotation, biological process: hydrogen peroxide catabolic process; response to oxidative stress. Gene Ontology annotation, molecular function: heme binding; peroxidase activity. NCBI's taxonomy places the organism in Eukaryota, Viridiplantae, Streptophyta, Magnoliopsida, Fabales, Fabaceae.
AACUACAAAAAAACAACACCCUCAUAAAUUGCAAACACCGAUCAGAAAGAAAAAAUGAGUUCCCUUCGUCUGGCUUUAUGCUGUGUGGUGGUAGUGCUUGGAGCACUACCACACUUCUCAUAUGCACAGCUAGAUCCUUCAUUUUACGAUAGCACAUGUUCAAAUGUGACUUCAAUCGUACGUGAGGUGCUCUCAAAUGUCUCCCAGUCUGAUCCCCGCAUACUUGCAAGUCUCAUCAGGCUCCAUUUUCACGACUGUUUUGUUCAGGGGUGUGACGCAUCAAUUCUGCUGAACGACACGGACACGAUCGUGAGCGAGCAAAGUGCAGUGCCAAACAACAACUCAAUAAGAGGUUUGGAUGUUGUGAACCAGAUCAAGACUGCAGUGGAAAAUGCUUGUCCCGGCAUAGUUUCUUGUGCUGAUAUUCUUGCUCUUGCAGCUCAAAUAUCUUCUGAUCUGGCUAAUGGUCCUGUUUGGCAAGUUCCAUUGGGAAGAAGGGAUAGUUUGACAGCAAAUCAAACCCUUGCUAACCAAAAUCUUCCGGCUCCUACUUUUACCAUUGAUCAACUUAUCGAAUCAUUUGGUAAUCAAAGCCUCAACAUUACUGAUCUAGUUGCACUUUCAGGUGCUCAUACAAUUGGUAGAGCUCAAUGCAGAUUUUUUGUUGAUCGAUUAUACAAUUUCAGCAACACUGGCAACCCAGAUCCUACUCUAAACACAACUCUCUUACAAUCAUUGCAAGGAAUAUGUCCAAAUGGUGGACCUGGCACUAAUCUCACCAAUUUGGACUUAACCACUCCAGACACAUUCGACUCCAACUAUUACUCCAAUCUUCAACUUCAAAAUGGCUUGCUUCAGAGUGAUCAAGAGUUGCUUAGUGCAAAUAAUACGGAUAUCGUUGCCAUUGUCAACAAUUUCAUUAGUAACCAAACUCUUUUCUUUGAAAACUUUAAGGCGUCAAUGAUAAAAAUGGGCAACAUUGGAGUGCUAACGGGAUCACAAGGAGAAAUCCGAUCGCAAUGUAAUUCUGUGAAUGGAAAUUCUUCCGGACUUACUACUACUGCCACCAAAGAAUCAUCACAAGAUAGCAUGGUUAUGGACUUGGAUUAUACAUAUGGGGUGUACACAUUAUCACUGCACCUUCCUUCUUCAAGUGGCAGAAAAAUGAGGUGUUUUGGUCUUGUAGUGAUAGGUCUAGUGGUUGUGCUUGGAGGGUUACCCUUCUCUUCAAAUGCAGGAUUAGAUCCCUUCUUUUACAAGAAGAGUUGUCCCCAGGUGCAUUUCAUUGUAUUUAGAGUCGUAGAGAAAGUUUCAAGAACCGAUACACGUAUGCCUGCCAGCCUCGUCAGGCUUUUCUUUCAUGACUGCUUUGUUCAAGGCUGUGACGCAUCAAUUUUGUUGAACAACACAGCCACCAUAGUGAGUGAGCAACAAGCUCUGCCAAACAACAACUCAAUAAGAGGUUUGGAUGUUGUAAACGAAAUCAAGACAGAGUUGGAACAAGUUUGCCCUGGUGUAGUUUCUUGCGCUGAUAUUCUUACCCUUGCAGCUGAAGUAUCUUCUGUUCUGGCUCAUGGUCCUUUUUUGAAAUUCCCCUUGGGAAGGAGAGAUAGUUUAACAGCAAACCGAACCCUUGCCAAUGAAAACCUUCCUGCUCCUUUCUUCAACCUCACUCAACUUAAAGCUGCCUUUGCUGUUCAAGGUCUCGACACUACUGAUCUUGUUGCACUCUCAGGUGCUCAUUCAUUUGGUAGAGCUCACUGCUUUUUCAUUCUAGACCGAUUGUACAAUUUCAGUGGUACUGGCAGACCCGAUCCAACUCUUGACACAACUUACUUGCAACAAUUGCGCCAAAUAUGCCCCCAAGGUGGACCUAACAACCUUUUGAAUUUUGACCCAACCACUCCUGAUACAUUGGACAAGAACUACUACUCCAAUCUUAAGGUUAAGAAGGGUUUGCUCCAGAGUGAUCAAGAGUUGUUCUCAACACCUGGUGCUGAUACCAUCAGCAUUGUCAACAAGUUCAGUAGUGACCAAAUAGCUUUCUUUAAGAGCUUUUCCGCUUCGAUGAUUAAAAUGGGAAACAUUGGUGUGCUAACUGGGAAGAAAGGAGAAAUCAGAAAACAAUGUAACUUUGUUAACAAGAAAUCUGCUGAACUUGAUAUAGGUAUUGUGGCAUCCGAAUCAGAGGAGGGUGUGGUUAGCUCAAUAUAAAUGAAUUAGGAAGAGUUUUAUAUACACUGGGAAAUUAUGUGAAUGAAGGUCACUAAUAAAGAAGCUAUAGGCACAUUAUUCGUAUCAAGUGCCCCCAGCUAGCUAUAGUUUAUUGUAUUCUGAAUCAUGUUGUAUUUGUAUUAAAAUUCUCUUUUUCCAUAUCUGUUUGUUCUUUUCUUCCA